AUGAACGGGGUAGAUAGAAAGAUAGAGAGAGAAGUAGACACACCCCUCUUCUCCUCUGCUUCAGUUCACAGCCUCAAGAAUCGUGAAAAAAAUUUACUAAUUUGGAAAAACGGAAUCGACGAGCCAAUCAAUAGUGAUGUUUGAGGACUAACUGUUUUCUAAAAUUUCACUCAUUUUAAGCUCUGAAUCUCUACAAAAUCCCAUCAUUUUCCUUUUUUUUUUUUUUUGUGUGGUUAUGGAUGCAUUCGACAUGGUUUCCUUUACCACAGGGCUGCGCAAAGGGUUUGGGUGAUCCACAUUCAAUACUACGACUUCAGUUGUUCAAUCAAGAUAUUUCUUUCCUUAUCUCUUUUAAGUGUAGAUGGUAGAGCCAUUUUCUGUUUAUCUGAAACACUAGAGUGAAGCUAAAAUACAAUGUACUUGUCGGGAAAGGGACCUUCUGGCGACAAAAAUCUUGGUUCUUCAAAACUAACUUUGAACCCCAACGCCACAGAAUUUGUUCCAUUUUUUCUAAGGUCGCCUGUAGCUGGCUCUAACGGUGCUGAGGCAUCCUCAAAAUUUGUUACCUCCGCAGCUCCUGGCCCGGGGAAAGGAAUAUUAGACAGAGUAGAGUCGUCAGCCUCAAAUGACUCUGAUGAGGAAGCUCAGCAAUACUGGCGCAAUCAGCUCCCUGAUGAUAUUACUCCCGACUUUAAGGUCAUGGGUAUCGAUGAUAAUCAAGGGGCCAAUAGCUUAUCAUUUUCAAGCCUAUCUUUGACUGAUGACAACGAAAGUUCAAGAUUUUCUUCUUCAAUAGGUAGUGGUUUUAUGUUGAAGGAACAACAAGGGUUAUCUCUUCACCCUGUAAAUGGAAACAAUCAUACUGAACAGCUGAGAUAUCCAGUCUCUUCCUAUGGGGAAUACCUGUCGCCUACAAGUUAUCAUUCAUCACUCUCUAAGCCUUGGGACCAACAGAUUGUCAGCAACGAUCAACUUGUUCCAAGAGAAGGAACUGAUGUUGGGAAUCCAAGACAUGGUCUUCUAGCUGACAUGUCAAGUGAGCAAUUAAUGCUGGAUAGUUCAGAUGUGAGCCCUCUAGAGUUCCUAGCUUCACAAUUCCCUGGUUUCGCAGCUGAAAGUCUCACAGAGGUUUAUUUUGCAAACGGAGGCGAUCUAAACCUGACAAUUGAGAUGCUGACUCAGCUUGAGCUUCAGGUUGAUGGUGGCUUGAAUCAGACCAUGCCUUCAAAAACUGUAUCUGCACCAAAUCUUAAUUCGAUGGAUUUUCCUGCACUCUCUGUGAUCGAUAGUCAAACCGAGUUAGUUAUUCCCCAAAAUGGCAGUGCCUAUCGCUCUCCAGAAAAGCUAGGCUCGUUGCUGUUCAGAUCCAAUUCCUUUGUUCCAUCAAGGGGUGCUACUGAUUUUGCUUCGGCUGUCAGGAAAAUGGUACCUCAAGAUUCAAGCAUGUGGAAAUAUGAGAAAAAUGGCUCUUCAGAUGCAAGCAUUGGAUCAAGCCGAAGUUCCCAAGUACUAGCAAGCUCAUACAACAGUGGUCAGGGGAGGGGCAUCUAUGGUGAUAGGUUCCAAAGCCGAGGAUCAGCUCGCUCAUCUCCUGUCUGGCUUGAAACUGGAGAUGCAGUCGCAAAUAUAUACUCUGAAAUGCGGGGGGAAGCUCGUGAUCAUGCACGCGUGCGCAAUGUAUACUUUGAGCAGGCACGGCAAGCGUACCUCGUUGGUAACAAGGCCUUAGCCAAGGAGUUGAGCAUUAAGGGACAGCUGCACAAUAUGCACAUGAAAGCAGCUCACGGGAAGGCACAAGAAAGCAUUUUUCGCCAGAGGAAUUCAGACAUUCAAACAAACGGGAGGGAACAGAUGAUUGAUCUGCACGGUCUACACGUGAGUGAAGCUAUUCAUGUCCUCAAGCGUGAACUGGCGGUGAUGAAGAACGCAGCAAGAUCGAUGGAUCAAAGACUGCUUGUCUACAUAUGCGUAGGGACUGGUCACCACACAAGGGGGGCUCGCACGCCUGCUAGACUCCCGACUGCGGUUCAGCGCUACUUGCUGGAGGAGGAGGGCCUCGAUUAUUCAGAGCCGCAGCCAGGACUCCUCCGAGUUGUUAUAUACUGAAACGGGGAGGUAUAGGAUAUUUUUGACACUGCAUUUCUCAGAAAAUCUAUCCAUCCAUCUGGAGGGAAAAAGAAAGAAAAAUAUGGAAAUCUGUUGUAUCUGUAAAUGGGGAAAAAUUGGUAGUAUACUUUCGCAGAAGAUAGAAAAGAAAAUGCGUAAAAAAAAAAGAAGGGAAGGAUGAGGAAAGCAGACAUCUGUAAGAUAACUGUGUAGUUGGCCGAAACGUAGAAGGAUGUUUUUGUAGUUGUCAGUCAACUUUGAUCGGCCACAUUUUGUUGUUUUGGUUUUAUUACGUGUACAUUUUUUGGUUUAAAUAUGCAGAUGUACUAGAAUAGUAGAAUUGUUUCUCAAAUUUCUCCAAUCAUCACCAAUCUCUCCUCUUUGCCCA
Molecule: messenger RNA, 2494 nt
Organism: Salvia hispanica
Lineage: Eukaryota; Viridiplantae; Streptophyta; Magnoliopsida; Lamiales; Lamiaceae
Product: polyadenylate-binding protein-interacting protein 7-like
Source: RefSeq, a predicted model, not a curated record